AUGACUCAAUGGGAUCACUGUGUUACAUUUCCGAGAUUGAAUAUUGCACAGAGGGAGGAAUUAAAUCCACAGCUGGCUGAUCCAUUGUUUCAUUCAUCAGGACCGAUAGACAUGCUGAUAGGCGGUGGCGUCUUUUUCAACAUACUGGAAACUAGGCAUAUUCGUUUGGGCACAGGCUCGCUGUGUUUGCAAGAUACCAAAUUUGGUUGGGUCAUUACCGGAGAGGUUGGAGCAAUAUGCCUGUUAAACGUUAAAUCUGUCGGCCAGUCACUAGAAGAUGGAAUGAUAACCAUAGAAAACAGCAAAAACGUUAAUUCCAAUGAUUUGUCUAAUACGAAUAAGAGGAGUCUGGAAGAAAGGGAAGCAGCAAGACACUUUCAAGAAACUGCAAAACACGACCAAGAUGGUAGAUUCGUGCUACGGUUACAAUUAAAAGCUGAAGUUACGAAUUUAGGAGAUUCUCUGAGGAUGGCAACAUCAAGAUUUUUAAGCGUGGAACGUAGACUACAACAGGAUUAA
This is a messenger RNA of Macrosiphum euphorbiae (potato aphid), 519 nucleotides long. The record is from the annotation of a GenBank genome assembly. NCBI's taxonomy places the organism in Eukaryota, Metazoa, Arthropoda, Insecta, Hemiptera, Aphididae.